Coregonus clupeaformis (lake whitefish) is the source of this 1834-nucleotide messenger RNA. RefSeq names its product properdin. The record is from RefSeq and is a predicted model, not a curated record. The transcript is spliced from 9 exons. Lineage: Eukaryota; Metazoa; Chordata; Actinopteri; Salmoniformes; Salmonidae. The coding region runs from base 234 to 1511 and encodes 425 amino acids.
CCCACUCCCAUCAUAAUCGGUCCACGCGGAAAUACAGCAAUAAGUAGACCAAUAAUAGACAGACUGAUAAGCAGAGCAGAUCACCUGCUUUCCCGCCUUUGGGACAACGACUCCCAUUGUUAGGGUGGAGACAAUACCAUCUCGUCUUUAUAUACAGUAUCUCUGGAGAAGCCUGCUAGUGAGAGUGGACAGAGAGCUAGAGUAAGAAGUACUAGGCAUAGACAGACAGAGAAAUGGUCCAGUUGUUGUGGACUUUAUUGGUUUUGCUGAUCAUCUUCAGGGAAUCAGUAUCACAGGAGGUAAAAUGUUACAGCAGGUUUGAUAAUGGGGAUUGUGACUAUCUCCUGGGAGAAGUGACGAUGGAAGACUGUUGUCUUAACCCUCACUAUGGCUACAUUGGAGCAGAUGGAAAAUGCAAGUUUUGUGGGCCAGCUUCGUGGUCUGAAUGGACUACUUGGGGCAGCUGCUCUGUCCCCUGUAACGAGGGAGUUUCGCAGAGACGACGAGAAUGCCAGGGACAGGGAAAAUGUACUCAGGAGACUACCCCUAGACAGCUUCGCAAACUCACGUUAGAGACCAAAGUCUGCAUUGAGCCAGACUGUUGUCCAGAACAGGGACAAUGGAGCAAGUGGGCUGAGUGGCAGCCCUGCUCAGUGACUUGUGAGAAGGGCUUGAGAAAGAGAGUGAGGACAUGCACCGAACCACCACCUAGAUGUGGAGGCAGCUGUGACGGUCCAAGUGAAGAGGAGGAACCCUGCGUGGUUGAUCGUGUCUGUCCAACCAAUGGUGGUUGGUCAAACUGGGAGAGUUGGCAGCCAUGCUCAGGCACUUGUGCAAGGGAGGAUUUACCCAGACCUACACAGCGGCGCUCUAGAUCAUGCUCCAAUCCACCACCGUCCUCAGUGCCCCCUGGUGAUGAAUGCCCUGGGUUAGGGAGCGAAUCUAGGACCUGUGAUGAGCUUCCUUCAUGUCCUGUGAAUGGUAACUGGGGGCUGUGGGGGCCCCCCAGCUCCUGCUCCGUUACCUGUGGGGUGGGGGUUAAUGAAAUGCUCAGACAGUGUAACAACCCAGCCCCUAAACAUGGAGGUCUGCCCUGCUCUGGAUCCAAUAAAGACACAAAAGUCUGCAAUACCAAAAACCAGUGCCCAGUGGAUGGUCAGUGGUCGCAGUGGGAGAAAUGGGAAGAAUGUACAUCUAAUAGAGGAAAAAUUAACUGUCGAAAAAUCGGUGGACAGCAAAGACGCCAAAGAUGGUGUAAACACACAGAUUUUGUUGAUGGUAAGUGGGGUGAAUGGAGUGAGUGGAGUCAUUGUGAGCCCCCCUGUGGAGAAGGAGCCAAAAGGACCAGAGAACGCAAGUGCAUACCUGAUCUGUCAGAAUACCCGGAGAAAAUAGGGUAUCCUGUUAAGGCUAAAGCAUACUUUGAAGGGAGGCCAGAUGUGAACUGCACACUGUUGAAGGACACAAAAGAGAGUCGGGCCUGUAUAAAUGUUCCUCCAUGUGACACAUAGGUAAUACGUUAUCAUUAACAAUGAUUUCACAGUUGCAAUAUCAAUUUUUUAAAUGGACUUUGGUCAGCUCCAAUGCUAUCUCUAAAUGUCUGACUUUUUUCCAGAGUCUUUUGAUCAAAGCACAAGUCUGGAGGGGAAUAAGCAUUGUCAACUUAGAAAAUGACACAUUGAAUUGAUAUGUCUAGCUAUGUGAUUUCACUGCCUUUGGUCACGUAUGUCUAUGCAGACUUCAUGAAGCAUUAGUAACACAAAGUAGUUUAUUAGGACUACACUUUUCAUAAUAAUGUAAUUUCCUAAAGAAAUAAAAAACAUUGUUCACUUCC